Molecule: messenger RNA, 2506 nt
Organism: Canis lupus familiaris (dog)
Lineage: Eukaryota; Metazoa; Chordata; Mammalia; Carnivora; Canidae
Gene: E4F1
Product: E4F transcription factor 1
Exons: 14
Coding region: 16-2373 (785 amino acids)
Biological process (GO): regulation of transcription by RNA polymerase II
Molecular function (GO): RNA polymerase II cis-regulatory region sequence-specific DNA binding; DNA-binding transcription factor activity
Source: RefSeq, a predicted model, not a curated record
GCGGCGCGUUGCGACAUGGAGGGCGCGAUGGCAGUGCGGGUGACGGCCGCGCAUACGGCAGAAGCCCGGGCCGAAGCCGGGAGGGAGGCGGGCGAGGGCGGGGUCGCGGCGGCGGCGGCGGCGGCGGCCUUGGCCCCUGGCGGCUUCCUGGGCCUCCCGGCGCCCUUUAGCGAGGAAGAUGAGGACGAUGUGCACAGAUGUGGCCGCUGCCAGGCAGAGUUCACUGCCUUGGAAGACUUUGUUCAGCACAAGCUCCAGAAAGUGUGCCAGCGGGCCCCUCAGGAGGCCCUGCCUGCAACCCCUGCCGCUGGCGCACUGCUGGGCCAGGAGGUGGUGCCAGCGGUUGCAGGCCCGGAGGAGCCCAUCACGGUGGCCCACAUUGUGGUGGAGGCGGCCGCUUUAACGGCAGACAUCAGCCACGCACCCGACAUCGUUGGCGCCGGACACAUUAAGGAGGUCAUCGUGGCUGCUGAGGCAGAGCCAGGGGACGGCGACAUGGCCGAGGCCCCAGACAGCCCCAGCCGUCAGGGGCCCGGGCUCACCGGGGAGGGCGAGCAGGCUCAGGUCAAGCUGCUGGUGAACGAGGACGGUCGCUAUGUGUGCAUGCUGUGCCACAAGACCUUCAAGACGGGCAGCAUCCUCAAGGCCCACAUGGUCACCCACAGCAGCCGCAAGGACCACGAGUGCAAGCUGUGUGGGGCCUCCUUCCGGACCAAGGGUUCGCUCAUCCGGCACCACCGGCGGCACACAGAUGAGCGCCCCUAUAAGUGUGCCAAGUGUGGGAAGAGCUUCCGGGAGUCAGGGGCGCUGACCCGGCAUCUCAAGUCUCUCACCCCAUGCACAGAAAAAAUCCGUUUCAGCAUGAGCAAGGACGUGGUUGUUGGCAAAGAGGAUGCGCCUGCAGGGUCUGGCACCUCCACCGUGGGGACUGUUACAUCUUCAUCGGUGACCAGCGAACCUAUGGAGACCUCGCCGGUGAUUCACCUGGUGACAGACGCCAAGGGCACUGUCAUCCACGAGGUCCACGUGCAGAUGCAGGAGCUUCCCUUGGGCAUGAAAGCCCUGGCCCCAGAGCCCCCGGGCCCCGAGGAGCUGCCCUGUUCCAGCGAGGGUGGCCGUGAGAACCUGCUGCACCAGGCCAUGCAGAACUCCGGCAUUGUCCUUGAGCGUGUCACUGGAGAGGAGAGGGCCCUGGAGCCGGCCCCUCCUGCUGCACCCAGUCCGCAGCCCCUGGGAGAUGGUCCCCCAGAGCUGCCACUGCUGGAGGUGGAGCCGGUGGAGACACAGGUGGCCAGCGGGGCCUCAGCUGUGCCCAGGACCCACUCGUGCCCUCAGUGCAGUGAGACCUUCCCGACGGCGGCCACCCUGGAGGCCCACAAAAGGGGCCACACAGGGCCAAGGCCGUUCACAUGCGCGCAGUGUGGCAAGGCCUUCCUGAAAGCCUACCUGCUCAAGAAGCACCAGGAGGUGCACGUGCACGAGCGCCGCUUUCGCUGUGGGGACUGCGGGAAGCUCUAUAAAACCAUCGCCCACGUCCGUGGCCACCGGCGCGUCCACUCUGACGAGCGGCCCUAUCCGUGUCCUGAGUGUGGCAAGUGCUACAAGACCAAGAAUGCCCAGCAGGUGCACUUCCGGACUCACCUGGAGGAGAAGCCACAUGUGUGCCCGUUCUGCAGCCGGGGCUUCCGGGAGAAGGGCUCCCUGGUGCGGCACGUGAGGCACCACACGGGCGAGAAGCCCUUCAAGUGUUACAGGUGCGGCCGUGGCUUUGCUGAGCACGGCACGCUCAACCGGCACCUGCGCACCAAAGGGGGCUGCCUGCUGGAGGUGGAGGAGUUGCUGGUGUCUGAGGAGAGUUCCACAGCAGCUGCCACCGUGCUGGCCGAGGACCCUCACACUGUGCUGGUUGAGUUCUCGUCCGUCGUGGCCGACACCCAGGAGUACAUCAUCGAGGCCACCGCAGACGACGCGGAGACCAGUGAAGCUGCAGAGAUCAUUGAGGGGACCCAGACAGAGGUGGACAGCCACAUCAUGAAGGUGGUGCAGCAGAUUGUGCACCAGGCCAGCGCGGGCCACCAGAUCAUCGUGCAGAACGUGACUAUGGACCAGGAGGCAGGGCUGGGCCCUGAGGCUGCAGCGGCGGACACCAUCACCAUCGCGACACCUGAGAGCCUGACGGAGCAGGUGGCCAUGACGCUGGCCUCGGCCAUCAGCGAGGGCACCGUGCUCACAGCCCGCGCGGGCACUAAUGGCAGCGAGCAGGCCACUGUGACCAUGGUUUCCUCGGAGGACAUUGAAAUCCUGGAGCAUGCCGGCGAGCUGGUCAUCGCCUCACCAGAGGGCCAGCUUGAGGUGCAGACGGUCAUCGUCUAGCGUGGCCGCCUGUAGGCUCUCAGGCAGGGCUGCCCAGGACCCGGAGAAGAGGGGACACGAGUUCAGGUGUUCAGAGGGGAUGUGGGUGUGUAAAUAGUUUUUUGUUGCUUUACAAUAAAACAUGAAAAAGCCA